AGUACUACAAGUACGUUUCAAGCGGUUCUGAUCACCAAUGGGACGGACUCCUAUGCAGUGUUCAUCUAUGAGUGUGGAGGGAUGGAGUGGGGUGGGGCCGAGAUAGGCUGGCAGGCUCCCAGACUCUACGGCAAUAACAAUGUCCAGGAAGCUCACUACCUCAGUGGUAGUGUUGAGUCAGCUGAUAUUGGGUGUCUCUAUUCCAGCAACCACAGUGCCAUUGUCUACAGACUAUAUAGAGCAUGUGAAGCUUUUGAUUGGUUGUGUGACUAUGGCACUUGUGUGGCUGGGCAAAAGAGGUGCGACGGGUAUCGUGACUGCAGAGAUGGUACUGAUGAACAAGAAUGUGAAAACAGAGCAUCUGCUAUCCGAAGAUGUGAUUUCCAGUGUGACAACAGGAGGUGUUUGGGGCUGGUGUACACAUGUGAUGGUCGUGAUGACUGUGGAGACGGCAGUGAUGAACGAGAUUGUGCCACAUGGACUUUGUUGAUCUGCCAGUUGACUCAACUCCCACUGUUCCUCGUGGCUACCGAUUGUCUGCGUCUGUUGACGUGGAUCCUUUUCCUUUUGCACGUGACACCAUUGACACCAUAUACGUUACUAACACAGGGCAGUUGGGAAUGGGAAGCAACAAUGUUAAUCCGGCCAGAAUCCCCAGUACCAUACGGACUGUUGUUCCGUAUAGCUACUACCUCAACAUUAACACAACUUCUUCUGGCACUGUGCUGUACAAGAACUUCACUUCUCCUGAUCCGGAAAUAUCCCGAAUCAACGCCUUUAUACAGUCCCAGGAGAAUAGCAGUUUCAAUGGAACGUACAUGUUAGUGGCAGAGUGGAACAGACUUCCAGUUCCACUGUCUCGAGACCUCAUCAGCAAGAGUACAUUUCAAGGCAUCCUCAUCACAGAUGGCACUGCGUCAUAUGCCGUAUUCAUCUAUGAGUGUGGUGGAAUGGAGUGGGACUCAGCUGAGAUUGGAUGGACAGCUUCUUCCCGUGAGCAUUACAGACGUCAUCCCUAUAGUGGAAGCUCGUAUUCUAAAAACAUUGGCUGUCUCUACUCCACAACAUACAGUGCAGUUUUAUACCAAAUUGAUGGAGAGUGCAAUGCCAAGGACUAUGAAUGCCCCAAUGGAUGGUGUCUGGAGAAAGAAAAGGUCUGCAAUGGAGUCAAUGACUGUGGAGACGGAACCGAUGAACAAGAUUGCGGGUGCAGCUCUGAUCAGUUCACAUGUGAAAAUGGUGAUUGUUUACCCGAACGAGUCAGAUGUGAUGGAGCUGUCCAUGUGGUGAUGGGAGUGAUGAGAAAGAUUGCGGCUGCAGCUUUGUUUGUGAAAAUGGAAAGUGUUUGGAGCUGCUCCUGGUUUGCGAUGGUCACAAUGACUGUGGGGAUAAUAGUGACGAAAUAGACUGCGGCACUUGGAGUUUGUGAAUUUUUCAUCCAGCUCUAAUUUCUCGUAUCUGAUCACCUGCUCUCACCGCCUGAUCCCGUGUCAAUGAAUGCCUUCCGGUUUGGCCACAGCUACAUAGACCAUGUCUAUGUGUCACCUUGGGGAGCGUUUCUGUGUGGGAGAGAUCUACAGAUAUCCAGUCGAUGUGCCAGGUUUCAUCAAAGCAGUUGCUCCAUACAGCUACUAUAUUGACAGAGGUGCACACGGGACAGUGUUCUACCAGACAUUGAGUCCCCAGACAGAGCUAGACAGAGUCAGCGCUUUCGUGGAGUCCCAGACUGAGUACUACUUCAAUGGCACCUCAAUGAUUGUAGGGGAAUGGACCAAAUACACGUGGGGCUUUUUACUUCUGCCCUUACCAAACACGUUUCAAGGGAUAAUAAUCACUAAUGAGACGACCUCCUUUUGCCGUCUUCAUCUAUGAGUGUGGAGGUAUGGACUGGAGUGGAGCUGAUAUAGGCUGGGUCGGAUCGUUUUACCUCUAUGAGAAGCAUCCCUACGGGAAGACGCUAUUCUAAAGACAUGGGAUGCCGCUAUUCCACCACAUACAGUGCAUGUCUACAGACUGGACAGAGAAUGCACGCCGUUUGAGUUUCCCUGUGGUAACGGGUACUGCAAGAGUAUUUAUGAUGUGUGCAAUGGCAAUAAUGACUGUGGAGACAACAGCGAUGAAGCUAUUUGCAAUUACAUUUCGGAUUCAGGACAAACAAAUCCAAUCAGACUGAUCGUUGAUGGAGCUCCAUCCCCAACCAACGAAGGGACUGUGGAAGUGUAUUACAAAGGCAUAUGGGCCACCAUCUGCUAUGAAAACUGGGACUUCACUGAUGCCGAGGUGGCUUGCCGCAUGCUAGGGUUUAGGACCGCCAUCCAAGUCCACAGAUCUAUUUUCAGUCCAAACCGUGGAUAUGUUGUGGGUCUUGACUGUGUGGGGACAGAGAGUGAGCUGAGACAGUGCAGAUUCAGAGGCAUCCUGGUGGGCCGACAGUGUAGAUUUGGAUAUGCCGGUGGUGUCUCAUGUACCAACGACUCGGAAGCAGCUGAGUAUCCAGUUCGUCUGGUUGGUGGGAGUGGUCCUCAUGAAGGUCGUGUUGAGAUCUACUACCAUGGAGUAUGGGGCACAGUGUGUCGAAAUAUGUGGGGUAUUGAGGAUGCUAAUGUGGUAUGUCGGCAGCUGGGGUUUUCUAAGGCAACCAGAGUCGUAGCCUGGAAUGAGUUUCGAGGGGCUGUGGGACAGAUUUGGUUGGACAGUGUUGGCUGCAGCGGCUCUGAGGAGUCACUGGACAUGUGUGGCCACAUGGGCUGGGGUGACCACAAUUUCUGCUCACACUCUCGGGAUGCAGAAGCAGUAUGUGAAGGGUAUGACGGGAGAUAUAGACCAGUCCGUCUUGUGAAUGGGUCGACUGAGUUUGAAGGUCGUGUGGAGGUCCGACUGCAGAAUGAGUGGGGGAGUGUGUGUGGGGACGGCUGGGACCAGAGGGAUGCUGCUGUUGUCUGCAGACAACUGGGCUUUGCCAGUGAAGGAGCUGAACCUCUUCUGUCUGCUUACUAUGGGGAGGGUUCUGGUCUUAUAAUGCUGAGUGAAGUGGAGUGUACUGGACAGGAGCUCUAUGUGACAGACUGUCCAAGCUCUGGAUACUACCAACACAACUGUAAUCACUCGCAUGAUGUUGGAGUUCGCUGCUCUGGUCGUAUUCCAGAGUCAAGGUUUACCAACCCUAUAUGCCUGGUGGUCAAUGGGAGUCAUUUGUCUCAAAACAAAGGCACGAUUGAGAUUUACGACAAUGGAACAUGGAGCUCCAUCUGUGACAUCAACUGGAGUUUUGCUGAUGGCAUGGUAGCCUGCAGAAUGCUGGGAUUUAGAACUGCUAACGAUGUCCACCAUGGAUCUCAUUUUGGUGCUGGACGUUUUAACAUUCUUCUGGAUGGUGUGCAGUGUGCUGGAGACGAAGAUGAGCUGAUAGAUUGUCGACACAGCCAGCAGCUCAGCCGCAACUGUCAUGACCAUACAAAAGAUGCUGGUGUUUCCUGCACUAAUGACACGGCACCAGUCCGUCUGGUUGGUGGGAAUGGUCCUCAUGAAGGUCGUGUUGAGAUCUACCACCAGGGACAGUGGGGCACUGUCUGUGGUUAUUGGUGGGAUAUCAUAGAUUCUCAAUGAUCAGGAGGGGGAUACCAUCAACCCAGAUGGGGAUAGUUGCGCUCUCCACAGCUAUAGCACAGCUACGUAUAACCGUGUCAUGUUUACUUGUUUGUAAACUUAGUGUGCUCACUAGGUUUUAUGCUUAGCAAGUGCUGUGAGCAGUUUCUUGCAUGUGGAUAUUUUACUGCGGUGUACCAAAGGCUCAAUGACGAAGUGGUCUGUAAGGAGCUUGGCUAUCCCCGAGCCACUGAAGUCACAUACUUUGGAAGGGGAACUGGAGCAGUUUGGCUUAGUUAUGUUUCCUGUACUGGACUUGAAAGCUCACUGGAUCUGUGCGUGCAUGGAGGUUGGGGCAGAACCUCUUUCUGUGGACGUGCAGGCGUUAUUUGUGAAGCUUACGACUUUGUGUGCGCCAGUGGAGGCGGUGUCUCUCAGUAUCUUGUCUGUGAUGGUGUCGGUGACUGCCCUGACUCCAGUGAUGAAGAGAGAUGUGUCUAUUUACCUGAGACCCCAGUUCGUCUGGUGGGUGGGGGUGGUCCUCAUGAAGGUCGUGUUGAGAUCUACUACCAGGGACAGUGGGGAACUGUCUGUGAUGAUGAAUGGGGUUUUGUGGAAGCAGGAGUGGUGUGUAGGCAGCUUGGCUAUGCGGGUGUGUGGUUUCCAGCGGUUGGAGCUGCCUAUGGAGAGGGAACAGGGGUGAUUUGGGAUGUGAACUGCAGAGGAUUUGAGAGCUCAUUGGAUGUGUGUCUACAUAACUCGUGGGGUAGUCACAACUGUGACCACUCUCAAGAUGCAGGAGCAUAUUGCCAAGACACAAAACCUGACACAGGGCCACGACCAGUCCGUCUUGUUAAUGGCUCGACAGAGUUUGAAGGUCGUGUUGAGAUCCAGCUCCAGGGUCGGUGGGGGAGUGUGUGUGGAGACGGCUGGGACCAGAGGGACGCUGCUGUUGUCUGCAGACAACUGGGAUUUGCCAGUGAAGGAGCUGAACCUCUUCUGUCUGCUUACUAUGGGGAGGGCUAUGGUCCGAUAAUUCUGGAUGAUGUCGAGUGCACAGGACUAGAAACUUAUCUCACAAACUGUCCAAGUUCCGGAUACUACCAGCACAACUGCAACCGCUCCCAGGAUGUGGGUGUCCGCUGCUCUUCUCAUGUUCCAGAGUCUGAGUUUUCCAAUCCUAUUCGUCUGGUUGUGAACAGCACCACCUUAUCAGUACACGAGGGAACCAUAGAGAUCUACUACAACCACAAAUGGAACACCAUCUGCGACGAAAAUUGGGAUUUCCCAGAUGCACUUGUGGCAUGCCGUAUGCUUGGAUUUAGAACUGUUGCCCAAGUCUAUGCAGGAGCCUUUUUUGGUGCUGGACAUCAAAACAUUCUUCUGAGCAACAUGAGCUGCACAGGAACGGAGCAUGAGCUGAUAGAGUGCCGUCAUAACGGAUAUUUCAACAACAGCUGUAUCCACAGACUUCAUGAUGCCGGUGUCUCCUGCACUAAUGACAGUGCAGCCCCAGUUCGUCUGGCAGGUGGGAGAGUUCAACAUGAGGGUCGUGUUGAGAUAUACCUCCAGGGAGAGUGGGGGACAGUCUGCGGGUGGACUCUAAAUGAUGCAAAUGUUGCAUGUCGUCAGUUGGACUAUAGAUCAGCCACUACGACUGGAUACUUUGGAGCUGGACCUGCAGAUAUUCUCCUUCAAGUGUCUUGUGCAGGGUCAGAGGGUUCGCUGGACCUGUGUCCCCACAGAGGGUGGGGUGUCCACAGCUGUCGCGAGAGGGAAACUGCUGGAGUAGUGUGUGCAGGAUGUGGAUUGAACCAGUUCACCUGUGCAAGUGGAGGAGGAUGUGUUCCCCUGAGCUCUGUCUGUGAUGAUCAUCCUUUUGACUGCCAGGACAACAGCGAUGAAAUUAACUGUGGUUGUGAGUUUGAAUGUGCUGCUGGGGACUGUGUGCCUCUUAGCUCAGUCUGUGAUGGUGUUACUAACUGCUCUGAUUCAACUGAUGAAACUGAGUGUGUGUUCGAGCAUCCAGUCCGUCUGGUUGGUGGGAGUGGUCCUCAUGAAGGUCGUGUUGAGAUCUACUACCAGGGACAGUGGGGCACUGUCUGUGAAAUUAAUUGGGAUAUUGUUGAUGCAGACGUGGUGUGUAGGCAGCUAGGCUACUCUCAGGCCACUAGAGCUUCGGUCAGAGCUGAGUUUGGAGAGGGAAGUGGACCCAUUUGGUUGUCUUACGUGAACUGCAGAGGGUUUGAGAGGUCAUUGGAUCUGUGUUAUCGUGGAGAGUUGGGUGAUAAUGUGUCUGACUGUUACCACUACCGAGAUGUAGGAGCAGUGUGUGAAGGUAAUGAUACAGGACUACUGCCCAUUCGCCUCGUGAAUGGUGCAACAGAGUAUGAAGGUCUUGUUGAGAUCCUACUGGAUGGUCAUCUGGGGAGUGUGUGUGGAGACGGCUGGGACCAGAGGGAUGCUGCUGUUGUCUGCAGACAACUGGGCUUUGCCAGUGAAGGAGCUGAACAUCUUCUGUCUGCUUACUAUGGGGAGAGCUCCGGUCCAAUUUUGCUGAGUAAUGUGGAGUGCUCGGGAACGGAGUUGUAUUUGAAGGACUGUCCAAGCUCUGGACUCUACCAACACAGCUGUACCCACUCCCAGGAUGUUGGAGUUCGCUGCUCUGCUGGCUCCCCAGUCUCUGAGUUUUCCAACCCUGUUCGUCUGGUGGUCAAUGGCUCCCAUGUCUCUCACGACGAGGGUACAGUUGAGAUCUACUACAACGGAGCUUGGAACACCAUCUGUGAUACAGAAUGGGACAUGGCUGAGGCCAUAGUGGCCUGUCGCAUGCUGGGAUUUAGAACUGCCUCCGGUGCUUAUUCCAGAUCUUUCUUUGGGUACGGGCGUCCAUCUCGACUGGAGGAUAACGUGAGGUGUGAUGGGACAGAGAGUGAACUGAGUGACUGCUUCUACGAUGAUCAGUUUCUUUAUGGCUGUGGCUAUGAGAAUGCGGCCGGCAUUUCCUGCACUGAUGACACUGCACCAGUCCGUCUGGUUGGUGGGAGUGGUCCUCAUGAAGGUCGUGUUGAGAUCUACCACCAGGGACAGUGGGGCACUGUCUGUGACGAUGGAUGGAGCUGGAUCGAUGCUAAUGUGGUGUGUAAGCAGCUUGGCUAUUAUGAAGCCAUUUCAACACUGCAUGAGUUUGGACAGGAAUUAUUUUCAAGAAAGAUUUGGUUAAAGAAGGUUGCCUGCACUGGCUCUGAAAUUGCACUGGACUUGUGUCCUCAUGCUGGAUGGGGACUCACCUACUGUGCUAAUAAUCAUGAUGCAGGUGUAGAAUCCGAAGAGUGUCGCAGUGACCAAUUCCGUUGUUCAAGUGGAGGUUGUGUCCCUGGGAGGACCGUCUGCGACGGUGUUGCCCAAUGCAAUGACAACAGUGAUGAGCUCAACUGUGUUUGCCUCCGCUACCAAUAUCAGUGCUCAAAUGAUGAAUGUGUUGAUGGGAGUGAUGAGUGCGAUGGGAAAGAAGACUGUUCAGAUGGUUCAGAUGAAAUGGACUGUUCCGUAAUUGACCCAUCAUCAUCAUCAUCAUUUUCUGGACAAUUUGAGGUUAUGAUGAUAAUCAUCGUCUCAAUAUUAGUGUGCUUGUGCUGUGCUGUUUGCAUACCAGGCGUAAUAGUAGGCUACUACUGUAGUCGCUCAAAGGCGAAAUCCCGACCUACAGCACCAGCAGCUCGAAACACAUUGGGAGUAUAUGAAGUUUCUUUUUUGUCAGGGCGUAAUCCAAUACCACCAGUUGGACCCAGUGAUUUCCCACCAGUUGGGCCCAGUGAUUUCCCUCCAAUUGGACCCAGUGAUUUCCCGCCAGUUGGGCCCAGUGAUUUCCCUCCAGUUGGACCCAGUGUUCACAAUCCAAUACCA
Molecule: messenger RNA, 7491 nt
Organism: Geodia barretti
Lineage: Eukaryota; Metazoa; Porifera; Demospongiae; Tetractinellida; Geodiidae
Source: the annotation of a GenBank genome assembly